GGAUCCAGAUCCACAUCACAACAAGAUCAUGAUGAACGCAAAUAACAAUGGAUCCUCAUCAUAUAAUACUAAUACCAGUACUAGUGGGCCAUGUGGGGCGUGCAAGUUCCUCCGGCGGAAGUGCGUGAAAGGAUGCAUCUUCGCGCCAUACUUCGACGCCGAUCAGGGCACCGCACACUUCGCGGCGGUCCACAAAGUGUUCGGCGCCAGCAACGCCUCGAAGCUCCUCCUCCGCAUCCCACCGCACAAGCGCCUCGACGCUGUCGUCUCGCUCUCCUACGAGGCUCUCGCCCGCAUCCGAGACCCCGUUUAUGGCUGCGUUGCUCACAUUUUCGCUCUUCAACAACAGGUGGUAAACUUGCAGGCAGAAUUGGCAUACGUUCAGGCCCGGCUUUCCACCUUGCAGCGCCCGCCGGAGGCACUGAUUCAGCCCCAAAGCACUUCGCCCACAAGCAUGCAUUCCUUGACGGAUGUUGUGGCUUCUACUAAUUCAGAUAUUGCCUUAACUUCUAACAUUUUAAUGCAUUUAGAUCCUCUUCAACCACAAGCAUCUUCUGAACUUGCAAGCUUUAGUCCAUUCGAUCUCGAGCUUCACGAUGGAGAACUCCAAGUUUUGGGUCGUCAGUUCGUGUCUCGGUAUUUGCCAGCUGCACUGAGGUUUCGAUCCUCCAGUUCUUACUAGUCAUAUUUCCCCAACU
Morus notabilis is the source of this 698-nucleotide messenger RNA. RefSeq names its product LOB domain-containing protein 19. The transcript is spliced from 2 exons. The coding region runs from base 29 to 682 and encodes 217 amino acids. Lineage: Eukaryota; Viridiplantae; Streptophyta; Magnoliopsida; Rosales; Moraceae. Gene Ontology annotation, cellular component: nucleus. The record is from RefSeq and is a predicted model, not a curated record. Gene Ontology annotation, biological process: hormone-mediated signaling pathway; positive regulation of DNA-templated transcription.